Orbicella faveolata is the source of this 3917-nucleotide messenger RNA. RefSeq lists its product as uncharacterized. The record is from RefSeq and is a predicted model, not a curated record. Lineage: Eukaryota; Metazoa; Cnidaria; Anthozoa; Scleractinia; Merulinidae.
UUUUGUAUCAAAAAUAUUGGGAUGAUUCAUUAACAUGGAUAUUAACAGUGACGUUUUAUCUGAAAAUGUUGAAGCUUACGUGGGUUUUUUUGCGUGACCGUACAGGCUAAAACGUUAAAUCUUGCAUUUAGACCUGGAUCUGCUGAAAAAAAAGUUAGUGAUAGGCAUAUUUUAUAUGAACGAUCUAUUUCAAAUAUAUGGACAACAAAGAUUGGCGUAGAUUUCUUUGCACGCGCUUCCAAGAGUACAAGCCUGGAGUACAGAGUACAACUUGUACUGUGCAAGUCGCCGAGUUUCGACACCGUCACACAUGCUUAUAAUUACAUUUAAACGUAUCAACAUUUUGAUCUCGUUGCAAAUGUGGUGCAGGUUAAGGCGGAAGUUAAGGAGAAAAAUUAUUAUAGCUUCUAACAAGGGUUGUCUGUCAACGUUAUGUCCACGUGGCCACGAAUGGUAAACAGCCACCUGUUGAGCACGCGUGACGUGUUAAAUAUUUAUGCCGAAUAUUAAUAAGACUUAGAACAUGAAUGAGUCGCGAGUGAAUAAACUUCACAAACCAAAACAAGACGACUAUAUUAGUUAGUCUCUGAAUUUCUCAGAUCUGUGGUUCGUUGAAGAUGUGCACCCUUCUCUGCCUGACAGGUGCAAGCAUACUGGAAUCGAGCACGAGGAAACAAUGAGGAAGGACCACUGUCUUCAGAUUCUGCCCCUGAGGCGAUUUUUUCUAUCCUUGACGGAUGAAACGAAGGGAAAGAUAUUGUAAUUCUGGGUGAAAGUGGAACUUCUGAAAAGAAGAUCGAUCAGGAAAAUAAUAGAAUUCAAGGUGGUGUUGAGGAUUGGCUAUUGCAACGUAACAGGAUGAAAGAUUAUUAUUAUGAAGACUUUGAGGUGUUAUCACAGACUGCCCGUGAAGUGUGGCUUGCUGAACAGUGCUCUGCCUUUGAAACACAAAUACAGACCCUGUCACGUGAGAGAGAAAAGGAUCAUUUUCUUGAGGAGCUGUAUCGUAAACUUAAACAAGUAACCCGUCGCUGGCAGUCCUGGAAUCAUAGGUCCUUUGGAGGAGUUAUCUCUAGAGGGUAUGUCGCUGAGUUAGCCUCAUGGGAAAGAAAUGUUCAACUCCGCGGAAUCUUAGUCCCUAAAAGUCAAUCAAACUCUCCGGAAUCAAAUGUGCUUCAGCGAUUUGACGAACUUUGUAUGAGCUUUGAGAAUCUGCUCGAACGCUUUAGAAAAGGCAUUUAUCAGCCACUUAGCGACUUUUUUCAAAAUGAAAAAAUACUUUCGCACCUCAAAAGCGUUCCUAAAGACCUGGAGAAGGUUUUAACUCAAUGGAAUGCUCUGCUGACUUCUGGUGCCAUUGACGAGAAGUUAUUUAGCCGAACCAGUGCCGAAGGACUUUAUCCAAUAGGAAUACGAAAUAGGAUACACGACUAUGAUCUCGUGUUACGACUUAUUCCGGACCUGACCGAGAAAGCUUACGAGGCCUUACGACUGGCGCGUCGCUGGAGGUUAAUAGGGAAAACCUCGGCCAUUCAACGUGACGAAACUUACAUCAUUUCUAGAGAACAAACAGCUAGACUCCACAAGCGUCGCACUUCGAAAACUUUAAAGAAAGUAAGCACGUUAGAAGAAGAGUUGGAAGAGUCUAAAGCACAGUGUAUCUCCCUUGAAGCAGAACUGAACAAGUCGAAUGCUAAAUGCGAAGCCAUUGAAAAGGUUGUUACGGUGUACCGGCAGCAAUGUAACCAAUUAGAGAACGAGUUAGAUGCCGUGAAGAGAAGGUGCGAAUCUCUAAAAGAACAGUUAGAAAACGCAAAAAAAGAAAGCCGGAAUGCUUCUAACGAAGCUGAAAGUUCUCAGGAGCAUUGCCGUGUCUUGCAACAAGAACUGAACAGUGCUAGACUUAAGUAUUGUACGCAGAAAGUUAAGUUCAUAAACACCAAGAAACGUUGCAGUCAAGUUACAACCCAGCUUAAUGCUACUCGAGAACAGUUAACGCAACUCCAAAGCGAACUGGAAGCGAGAAAGAAACGUUGUCAAGCGCUCCAAGUUAAACUGGAAAAUUCCAAGAAAAACAUCUUUACACAAGGCAACAUGCUAGAUGUGUUACAGAACCAGUGUUAUAUGCUAAAAGAAGAGCUGGACGGAACAAAAGCGAAGUGCUUGCAGUUAACCUGUGAACUGGAAAAAUCUCAGGAUAGAUGCUCUACACUGGAGAAAGAAGUGAAACAUUUGAAAGAACAGUAUCAAACCUUAGAGACAGAACUGAGGAGAGCGAAGACGCGCGAAGAACUGUUAGUUCAACAGAACACGCAGUUACGCAAACUGUUUCAAGAUAACGGGAUGGAGGAACCGAAUUUGCUAAAGGUCACUUUACACGCCCCAGACACAGGUAUACUACGUUAUUAACCACGGAGACAUCCCGAAGUUUAGUUUGUCAACGUAUGCUCUCUUUCUCUGUUUAGGUUCCACGUGAUUAGAAGCUGUUAGGAACUGUGUUCAUCGAUUGUAGCCUGGGUUCUAGUCGCUGUUAAAGAACAGAGUAACAACGUUGCCGCUAUUUGUACACUACCUCUCACUUCAAGUGAGAGUUUCUAAUACAACAACAUUUUUCAUUCUCCGCAACACCAGGUCACGAAUUUGUCGAAAACGUAGCAUACGUUUCUGACAAAAGGAUGCUUGUCUCAUGUAAAAUACUUCCCGUGUUAAAAAGAAAACAACUGACAUAUUCACCAUUCUUUAACGUUCAUAGCUUGCGAUCACUUUCCAACGUUUUGUUUACAUCCUGGACUGGAACGUGACGUCAUGUAUGAUUUGGUCGUUCGUCGUGUCUUUCUCGUGCCCGACCCUUUGCGCAUGCGUGCAGGUUCUGACCAAUCCACGGAGAUGGUGUGUAAUAGUUUAUCUUAACAUAUAAAAUACAAAAUACAAAUACAUUUUAUUUUACGUGGAACAUACGCUUAACUGUAUCGUUUAGUUUAAGAAAUUUGAACCAGCUUUUUCACAGAUGUGCCACAAGAAAAGUUAUAUAUAAAUAAAUAAAAGAAAAAUAUGUAGUGAAAAUAUAUAAACCUAUUUACAGUUAAAAAUAAAACUAUCAUAGAAUAAGAGCUAUUUACGGGAUAAGAAAGUAAUUCAUGGAUACUACGGUUUCUAAAGUAUUGAUCCAUUUCUGAAAAUUUUUCUUAAAGUUUUAACCGUUCCAACCCUAAGUAAGCUAUUCCAAAAUAAACUAAACUACUGGAAUCCUAAUUUUAUCUAUACUGUUGGAAAAUGAAUUAAAUAUUUUCAUGGUCAUUGCAUCUGUUAUUGUAAAAUCAAUGCUUUACAUAGAUUGAUAUAAGUAUUAUAUAAAAGAAAUAUAAGAAUUAAGAUAAGAAUUCAUACACGGGACUUGUCCCAGACAAAUCAGUAUUAUUAUAAGAUUAUCACACGAAUUGUAAUUUUAAUAACUGUUAGAGAUUUAUAGACAUGUGCUAGAUAAUUUAGAGAGUAAAGCUAUACAGAUGUUAAGAUAGGUAGAGAGAAUCUAUAUUGUAACAACAAACAGGCAUGGAACACGCCAAUAGUUUAUAAGUUACUUCAGGGCUGGGUGCACAAAUGAGUUUUUAAUUUCCAAUGAAAAUGUAUGGGUCAAAUCUGUGACAGUAUUUAAAAACAGUAACUAUAGAAAAUGAAACAAAGAAAUAAGUUAAAUGUUUAAUAUAAUUAAACACAGAAAAGAAAUAAAUGGUUGAACGAAAGUAUGUGCGUUUCAUUCUUUUUGCCUCUUGCUAUCCUGUGAACAGACUCCUUAGUCGAGGAUGGGGCGAAGAGAGAGGGAAGGAAGAGGGUAGAAGAAAGCCCCCACCCCGUAGGCCCCUGCGGCCACUUCAUUCUCAGCCAGUUCCUUCUCGGCCCCUCCAGCCGUGGUUAGA